Messenger RNA from Penicillium odoratum, 3144 nucleotides. RefSeq lists its product as uncharacterized. NCBI's taxonomy places the organism in Eukaryota, Fungi, Ascomycota, Eurotiomycetes, Eurotiales, Aspergillaceae. The record is from RefSeq and is a predicted model, not a curated record. Gene Ontology annotation, molecular function: protein binding. The transcript has 8 exons. Bases 1 to 3144 code for a protein of 1047 amino acids.
AUGGGUACCGCUGCCGCCAAUGUUGACCCGUCCCAUAUGGGAAUUGCUUGGAUUGGCGUCAGUCUGAUUUUACAGCUAGUACUGAGUGGCGCCGAACAAAAUGCUGCCGCGCUACAAGGGCUGGCUCAAAUUUCUCCUAUUAUCACGAGAUAUGCAAAAGUUGAGGAGAUAUAUAUUGAGCAAAGAAGGAAAAACCAGGCUAUAGAUCUCAAAAAAGACUUCAGAACGCAGGUUGUCAAUCUCUACACCAAUAUCUUGGUAUAUCAGGGGACAGUUAUAUCGCACAAUAAGCGCAACCGCCUAGUGCAGUAUGCGAGAGCAAUUCCAAAAGUCGAUGACUGGAACAAACUAUUGCAAGAUAUUGUGAACUUGGAUGCAGAGUGCAGAAAAUUUACUCAGAUUUUCGAUUUCGAAGAGCAAAGCGCUCAACACUGGGAGCUGAAAAAGAUCUUGGAACAACAGGAUCAACAGAUGGAGCAAGUGUUGUUUCAAAUAAGUCAUAUAAAGGAGCAAAGUGAAGCACUAAUCAACGAUAAUGAUCGAAGUGAAAAUAAGACAAUUCUUGAAUGGGUCUCAACCACCUUGCCUCACGAUGACCAUACCCGAAUCCUAGAGCAUGGAAAGCUGAACAGCGACUACGCACAAUCAGGAAAAUGGCUCUUUUGCCGGUCGGAAUUUCAGUCAUGGAAUACCAACGAUGACAGUCGGUCUGUACUCUGGUUGCCCGGACCAGUUGGCACAGGAAAGAGUUCUUUAGUUUGUCUUAUUGUUGAGCAAUUCUUGAGUCACUCAAGACCUAUUGGACAAGAAGCCGAUCGACUCGCAUUCUUCUACUGUUCGAGAAAGCAGGGGACAGAAGAAGCAAACAGUCCGAAAACUGUUCUUCGAAGUGUUCUUCGUCAACUAGCCUGGUCAAAAACUAAUCUCUCAGUCGCACCAAUCGUGAAAGAGAGGUACCGACAAUGGCAGCAAGAUCAGGGCUAUGGUGGCCGUGAGCUACUAACAGAUGAUUGCAUUAAGCUGCUCACUCAACUCAUCGCGUCCAACUAUCACACUACAAUCAUUAUAGAUGCUUUGGACGAGUGCUCCGACUUUGAUGAGCUCCUGUCUAAUCUAGAGAAGAUAAUGUCUGCAUGUCAGGGGAAAGUCAAGUUUCUACUUUCGAGUCGAAUGCAUGUUCCCGUACAUGAGAUAUUUCCAGCCAAUGCCAGGAUAGAAGUCGGCCUGGACAACAAAGAUGACAUUGAACUUUUCAUCAAAACCAAGAUUGAGCAGAAUCAACGACGUCUGGAACAAUGCAAAUCGGCAGAGCUCAAGGCUCGAAUGAUUAAGACACUGAGCGACCGGGCUCAAGGAAUUUCCAAGUCUAAAAUAAGGCGCCCAGACGUUUUCAAGAAAAAGCUUGAAACUCUUGAAUCAGGAUCUGGAAUUCCAGAGCUAGACGAAGUGUACGAUGAGAUUUACGAUAUGAACGUGUCAACAAACGAGGACCGCAGGGCUGCAGAACGAACAUUGAAAUGGAUAAUGUGUUGCCGAAGACCUUUGAGCAUCGAGAUUCUCGUGAAAGCGGUGUCUCUCGAUUCAAAUGGUGACCUCGAUGAGGCAGUGGAUGCAGAUUAUAUUUUGGCAAUCUGCAGUAACUUCAUCGUCAUCGAUCAUAACCAAAUGGUCCAAUUUGCGCAUCUCUCGGUUCGGGAAUAUUUGGUAAGCGGCGCAAGGCAUGGCUAUACCGCCGCCGAUGCAAAUACGCAGGCAGCAAGGACCUCCCUCUUAAAUUUGCUGAAUGGAUGUUCUCAGGGUGAUGCAGACGCGAGGAAAAGAGAUGGAUUCCUUCAGUAUACAGCAUUGUACUGGCCAGUUCAUUGUUCACUAGCAUCGAUGGACGAUGAAAAAGGACAACCCCUUCAGCACCUUGUCAGCAAGUUCCUAUCCCCAACAGAGCCAAGCGGGGGUUUCACCACAUGCUUGCAAAUCUGGGCAGAUGUAUUAUGGGAAUUUGAUACCCGUGAGUUGAAAAUGCGGAUCAGGGCCAGCCUCAAUCCUUCCAAAUCCCCAGUAUUUACAGCAUGUGCCUGGGGGUUCUAUGACGUGAUACAGAAAGCCUUAUCUGGUGCUUUCAAUCUGGAUGAGCGCAAUUAUGAUGGUGAUACCGCUCUGGCUGUGGCAGCCAAUUUCAAUCAUAUUGAAAUAACGAGACUGCUACUGGAGAGCGGGGCAGACGUUAAUUCAGUUAAUAGUGGAGGCUAUACGCCUUUGCACUACGGGUCAGCACCCUGGAGCCGGGAGUCGUCGCUUGAGGUUGUCGAAAUUUUGAUCCACCAUGGGGCAGAUGUCACCAAGGCAAUUGAAGGCCCCAUAAAUGAUCAGUGGACAUCGUUACAUCUAGCGACACUCUUUGGAUAUGAGGAUGUAGUCCGUCUCUUACUGGAUAAAGGAGCUAGGGUCAAUGCAAAAACCAAGCAUGGCUCGACAGCUCUACAUGUCGUUCACCAUAAAAGCACUACAAUUGCACAAAUACUUCUGGAACACGGCGCAGAUCUCAGUCUAGAAGACGAAAACGGCCAAACGCCUUUGCAGGAAGCGGCAGCGAAUGGAGGAGAGGAGAUGGUAAAGUUCUUUUUGAGGUACCAAGGUCUUGAGUCUGAUGCAAAAAAGUGGAUUCAGCAAGCGCAAUUUUAUAAUGCAGUUCUUGAAGGGGAUGAGGACACUGUUGGGUUGCUGCUGGAAAAUGGGAUAGAUAUGAUGAUGAAAAACGUUCGGGGAGAAUAUCCACUUCACUGGGCUAUACGCAGCGGGCAACUUGGGGUUGCGUCUCUACUUCUGCAGAAAGGCGCAGAUAUCGACGCAAAAGAUCAAUUUGGGUGGACUGCGCUGAUCUUGGCUUGCGCGAAUAGAAAUGAGGAAAUGAUGCAGUUCUUGCUGGACAACGGGGCAGACAUCAAUAUAAGAACCGAUGAAAUGGCUGGUGGUCACACGGUACUCUCUUACGCGACUGCCCAGGGGGAGUGGCAGCUUGUGGAAAUGCUUUUAAGACAGGGAGCAAGCCCACAAAGUGUGGCACUUGAUUCGCUGAGGCGGGGGAUAUAUGUCUCACCUCAAGAGUUUGAAAAGGCACUAGAAAUUGUUCGGUCUCACAUUAGAUAG